AUGCCUCCUACUGCUUCUACUGCGAGCGAUAAAUCCCCAUUGCGUUUUCAUUGCCUCAAAUUGGAACGCCCUUCAAGAUUUACUGAGGCCAUAUAUUCACCUCGCCUCCUCUACCUCCGCCUUCUCCACUUCUUCUAUCGCUCUCUUCUUCUGUCUCUCAUUCCCGCUCUAGCGCUCAGAUUUGCUACAGGAAGAGUUUCACGAUAA
Molecule: messenger RNA, 207 nt
Organism: Rodentolepis nana
Lineage: Eukaryota; Metazoa; Platyhelminthes; Cestoda; Cyclophyllidea; Hymenolepididae
Source: the annotation of a GenBank genome assembly